Molecule: messenger RNA, 2148 nt
Organism: Volvox carteri f. nagariensis
Lineage: Eukaryota; Viridiplantae; Chlorophyta; Chlorophyceae; Chlamydomonadales; Volvocaceae
Exons: 11
Coding region: 1-1683 (560 amino acids)
Source: RefSeq, a predicted model, not a curated record
AUGGCUGUAGUUGUGCUGCCCCUGAUGACCGGUCCGCUGACGGUACAUUCCGCCCGACCUGUUCCACAGCCCAUCACGAUAGAGGGCAGGCUGGUUUACAAGAAUGCACAUGUAUGGGACUUAUGGUCGCUAAAGCAGCUGGGAACUGGUGCCAUCUACAAGCUGCCGGGCCAACCGCUGGAUUCGGGAAGGGAUCCCAUUCCGCCAGGCAGUAUUAUUACAGUGGACUGUGUACGAGAUGCGAAAGAUAACACCACCUGUACCAAAAUUUCCAAUGCGGAUAUCUCCCGCGCGGCCGCUCCAUUGAAAUCUUCGGGCUUGUCGCUACGGCUGCUAGUCAUGGUGCUUUCGUUCAUCUCCUCCCCCGCCUGCGGUGCCAAACAGGGAGCGAACGUUGACGAGUUGCAGGCACUUUACACCGAGCCGCUGGGUUAUGGCAAUUUCCUUCGCAACUGCAGCUAUGGCCAAGUGGUGUACGAGAAUAUAACGGUCAUAAGCACGCCGUUAAAUUGCACAAAGGUGCUGAACAACUGCGACCCAGACACCCUCGCAUCCACCGCGCUGAGCUCGGCCUCUGAAACGUACGGCUCGACGUUUGUAGACUCGUACACACGGUAUACGUAUGUGUUGCCGUUUGGAAUCCAGAACACCUGCCGUUGGGUGGGUCUGGCUGAGUUGCCUGGGACCCAGACAUGGUAUACCCCCGAUGAUGAGGGCGUGCAAAACAAGGGCACCGUCCUCCAGGAGAUCCUACACAAUCUCAACAUUUACCACGGAUGGCGCGAUGGCAGUGAGUACCAAGACAACUCCACGUCCAUGGGUUUUGGAAACAGCUGCCCCUCCGCGCCGGAGCUGUGGCGCUUGGGUUGGGCGUCAGUGUUGGGUCAAUUGAGCUCCACUAAUUUCCGCGUGAGGAGCGUCAAGAACUACACGCUACCUGCCACCUACCUCGGACCGGAAAAGAACAUGAUUAAGAUCCAGCCAGACUGGGUGGCCAAGUACAAGAAAAACGUCUACCUUGCUCUGCGUGUCAAGGAUGCUGGAGACCGCGACCUGGAGGACGAGUUUGACGGCAAAGCCUUUUCGACGGCCAGCUACUACAGCCCAAAUAACGGCCUUCUUGUGGGCCCCAAGCAGAUUAAUGUCCACGAACUCAACAAGGACAUCGACAACAACUUUGCGGCAAAGGGUGACCCCAAGGUCUCAAUUAUCGGCACCAUCGCACCUUUUAGCGCCAUGGAUCUGAUAGCUUACAAGUUGUUCAUCCGUACGGGAGCCCUAAUCAACUCCACAAUGGAUGUCAAGAUCUGCCGCUACACAACUAAGGCUUCUGAGUGCAAGAAGCUCAUCGUCGAUGAAAAUGGCGAUGACGGCGCGACAGGAGACGGAGCGGAGCAGGCGACACAGGCGGAGCAGGCGACACAGGCGGAGCAAGCGACACAGGCGGAGCAAGCGACACGGGCGGAGCAGGCGACACAGGCGGAGCAAGCGACACAGGCGGAGCAAGCGAUACAGGCGGAGCAAGCGACACAGGCGGAGCAGGCGCCGCAGGCGGAGCAGGCGACACAGGUGGAGCAGGCGCUGCAGGCGGAGCAAGCGACACAGGCGGAGCAGGCGCCGCAGGCGGAGCAAGCGACACAGGCGGAGCAGGCGAAGACAUCGGCGCAUGAAGCACGUAACUAGGACCGAUACAGUGGCUGGUUUACCUCCCACAUUAUCUUCCGCUGCGGCGUUGGCUUGCCAACUAAAGAGUCGUCCCAGUCAAUUGCUUACGGCUGCCAUGAUUUGCGGUUCAGAGUUGCCCCGGUCAUGCCAUUCGCUGCCAGCUGAUCCAACCGGGGUGCCAAAUAAACGCGCUUCGAUGUCAUUUAGCUAGGUAGGUAGGCAGUUGUCAGCGGCUAAUUGCGCUGCUGAGUGAUUCCUGCUCCGGAGCGUUUGUGCCUGGCACGUUGGGUAUGCACAUCACUACUUUAGAUCAGUAAGCUUAAAGGAUGAGGGCAUUUGCGUGCGUGAUGACAACUAGCAUGGCCUGCAGCUAAGAAUAGAACCUUUUGGGGUACUGGCUAUGUACCUGCAUAUAUCAAGCCAGAAACAUAGAAAGCAUGUUAGGAGUAGCAUGGUAGGGAGGGGAGUUGACUGCAUCUAUCC